CAAGAUAACUGCAUUAAGAAUCGCAAAUGCUUCCACUUGAAUCGAAAAUGAACAAAAGAAUCUCUCAGCCAUUUCGUCGAUUACCCGACCGUGGGAGUUAGCAAUAGCAAUCCCAUAAGCCUCCACCUGUGCAUUAUCUGAAACAAAGGAACCAUCGCAAUGCACAACCUUACUAAAAGAAUCUCUCACUUACUUUGUAUAUUUAGAGUUGGUAGUUUGAGACAAGAUACUAUACCCUAACAUUUAAUAGAUGAACACAUGUCUAUAAUUUUCUAACCCAACUCAUAAAAUCCAUUUAAUCUAAAAAUAUUAACCGAGUCACUGUUUUAAUUCGAAUAUACCAAAAUACAAAUAAUAAGUGUGAACACACAUCCGUUAUGCAUACUCCCCUUACUAAAAGAAAUAUAUUGUAGCUAAAAAUUGGAGAAGGCUAAAAAGAAAAGUGUUGUGGAGACGUACUUCCCUUAAAAACCACUAAAAAAUGAACGUAGGAAUCAAUGAGCCGAUUAUCCGGCCGAUUAGAAUGGACCGAGAUCCAUUAUUGCUUGACCGCCGGCCAUUCGGCCAACAACAACAACAACAAAACAAAAAAAAAAAGAAGAAAGAAAAGCUUAACCAACUAUAACACUCGACGACGGGUAAAUCUACCCUCCUUAAAAGAAGACCAAAACAUCUUCACUUCCCUCAUCCAUCAACCCACACACAUACACACAAACAAAAAAAACACUCAAUACAAUAUCCAUGGCUUCUUCUUCUUCUUCAUCUUCUUCCUGCGCAAAAUAUGGGAUCGCCAUGAUCAUGUUAGUCGCAAUUCUGUGGAGCAGUACUUAUGGCGUGGAAGAGACGAAGCCCGCCAAGUGCAGCGGGCGCAAAGUGAACCAAGCGUACAGCAGCGACGUGAGCCAGCUGGUGAAAGAUCUGCAGCAAUUGGCCAAGCCAAACAAGCCGGCCACGAAAACGGUCGGGUCUGUUAAGGGGAAGGCCAGCUGCCAGACCAAGAACAUAGACGACUGCACAGGUUGUCUUGGCGUCGCCACAGUCCAGCUCGCCGUAGAUUGCAAGGGCAAGGCGGUCGGUAAGUCCACCGGAGUAGGCACCAAGAACUGCAAAAUGAGCUUCCGCCCCGCGUAAAUAUAUAGAUCCGUCGAUGCAUGCAUGGUGGUUGGCUUGCUGCUAUACGUCUCUCUCUCUCUUUUGGUUUUGGGUCUCUGGUGCUUUUUUUUUUUUUGUUAGCCUUUUUCCCCUUAACGUUCUGCAGCUUGUUGUUUCCCUAAGCGGAAACCGGUUAGUUUGUGUUGAAUAAUUUGAGCUAUGAUAAUAAUGGUUUAUCUUUGUG
Messenger RNA from Linum trigynum, 1336 nucleotides. NCBI's taxonomy places the organism in Eukaryota, Viridiplantae, Streptophyta, Magnoliopsida, Malpighiales, Linaceae. The record is from the annotation of a GenBank genome assembly.